Molecule: messenger RNA, 6212 nt
Organism: Phlebotomus argentipes
Lineage: Eukaryota; Metazoa; Arthropoda; Insecta; Diptera; Psychodidae
Exons: 10
Coding region: 514-3504 (996 amino acids)
Cellular component (GO): plasma membrane
Molecular function (GO): protein binding
Source: RefSeq, a predicted model, not a curated record
UUGAGUUUGAUCCUGCUUGCAAGGGACUCUCUCAGUUGAGCUCGCCAACGGACAGUGGAAAGUUGGGCUCUUGUCUUGCUGGUGUUCCAUAUUCCAGCCAGUGCUGUGUGUGCCUGAGUGAAUCUCCGUGGUUUGCAGAGGAGUUGAGAAAAGAUGGCUUUGAGGUUAGUGAUGGUGAAAAUCAGGACAUUGCGUUUCGCUGGCCCUGCGCUCGCUCAAUGAACAGCGAAUUGUCUCAGGCACACUGGGUCGGAAUUUCGUGUACUGACACACGGACAGAGUGCAUCCGAUGGUGACGGAAAAAUCGAAGAAGAAAGGACUUUUGGCAGGACUUUUGUGAAAGGAAAGAGAAGCAAGAGAACAAGCAGAUUGUCGCGCGGACUGCUUCUGGUUGUGGAGGACAAGGUGAGGCAGAGAGGAAGGUGGAGUGUUAGUUGGAAACAAGAACAAUUUACAUGAAUCCUGGGAAUACAUAAUUAUACAGCCUUUUCUCCUCUUCAUUGACUCUAGCGGAUGGAUUGGUGGUAUCGUUGGCUGUUGGUCUUCUGGGCACUGCUGGGCAUCCCAUCGCCACCCUUCAGUGACUGCCGGGCGAGCAACUUGAAUGGCGACUCAUCCGCCGCGUCCAGACGGUGCAAAGUGACGGAGUUUCCGUGCGAGAACGGCGGCUGCAUUCCUCAGUCCAAGUACUGCGAUCAGAAGUUCGACUGCUCAGACAGAUCCGAUGAGCCUAAACUGUGCACAGUGUGCAAUCGAACACUGUACGGCGAAGUGGGCAAGACUUAUGAACUCGAUGUCCGGCAACCGAAGGAGCUUCCAUUUAUUUGUGAUUUCAAUUUCACCGCUCUGGGCAACGAGCACGGAGACAUAAUCCAGAUCAACUUCAACAAAUUCAACGUGGGCCGCUUCACGUCCUUCAAGGAUGCCGGCUGCCACGACGGCUCCAUGGCCAUCCGGGAGGCACAGCUGCCCUGGAGCGGCGGUGUGUGGUGCGGCACGGCGUGGGGAUUCAAUUCCUACUACAGCGAGACACAAUCCAUUAAUGUGUCACUGAGAUUGUGGCGUCUGCCGGGGGGCUUGACCGCCGCAUCCAGUGCAUCUGGUGGAAACUUCGAGUUCGCCCUCUCAUACAAGUUCCUCAGGAGGGGGGACGCUUUGCUGCGCAGCGACGAGGGCGCGUGGAUGGGGGAGCCAGUGCCGGACAGCUACUGCAAUCGCCAUCUGUACGACUGUGACCAGCGCCGCGGCGGCUGUGUGAUAAGAUCGCCCAAUUUCCCCGGCAUCUAUCCCAGGAACAUCACCUGCUUGUACAGAAUCAGCCAGCGCACCAUCCCCAAUGGGCUGCACGCGAUGAUCGUGCUGCGGCAGAGCGACCGCCACAAGCUGCACAUCAAGGAUCAGGCGCCGCAGAUGGAACAGAACAGCCGCAUGCUGAGGAGCUGGGAGCAGUGCGACCUCGUGCAGGACUACAUCAGCGUGCGCGACGGCAAGACUCUGGACGAUCCCGAGAUCGCCAGGUUCUGUGGCGGAGACACGCUGCCCGAGAUCAUCGCCAGCGGCUCGGACAUGGCCAUUGAAUUCAAGACGUCGCCCUACGACAGCCUCUUCCACAACUUCCAGGCGCCGAGCUUGAUGGGAUACGAGCUGGAGAUUACGGUGAAGUACGUGAAUGCAAAUUCGCAGUCCUUCGUUCCGCCAGACAGUCGCUGUGAAUUUACGAUAAAUGCUUUCGAGAAUCCAUUCGGCGAAUUGGAGUCGCCGCGACACACGCUGCCGCCGAACACGCUCUGCCGCUACUACUUCCAGGGGCGCCACCACGAGACCGUGUGGAUCUCCUUCCUCAAGUACAACGCCGCCCUGGACACGAGCGCCGUGUUCGAGGCGCAGGCCGAGUGCGCCCCACAACUGAGGAUCUGGGACGGCAAGUUGGCGGCGAGCAACCGAAGCCAUGGGUCGCAGUACGACUUCACGCCCAACUCCAGCCUGCUGGCGGAGAUUUGUCGCGAGGACGUGCCCAAGCUCUGCUCCCGCUCGCUCAUCACGAAGCGCGCGCGUCCCUGCACGGCUGACGAGAGCUAUCUAUCGACAGGAUCUGACCUCACGAUGGAGUACAAGCCGAAUCCGAGCGGCCCGGCGCGUCUGUACGGCCCAGUGGCGGCCUUCCGGCUGCGCUAUGAGUUUGUUGACACUUCGCUGGGCGGCACGCCGCUGGAUCAGUCCUUCGAGACAUCGCUGUUUGCCCCCGAGCCGGCCGCCCUCACGCAGUCCCAAUCCAAGUCAUGCAAUCGCCUGUAUCGCUCCAUUUCCACGACUCGGGGCAUCUUCCGGUCGCCCACGAAUGUAUUCUUCUACGGACGUGGCGGAUCUGAGAACAUUUCCUGCACAAUUCGAUUUGAGGCCCGACGCGGCGAGAGCGUGAGGCUAACCAUCACUCGUGCCCGCUUCGGCGGUCGCUCUUGCCAGAACAUACAGAACCGCUCCGGGCGCUGGCACUGCGACCAUCACGGGGGCCCCGUGGCGGAUCUGCGCAUCGGAGAAGUGCCCUGGAUGGACGUGGGCCCUCUUCCGCGCGAUUGCAUCUGCUCGGACGUCUCCCGGUCGCUCAUUCUGGCGCCUCUGGCAGCCAACAUAGUAGAAGUGCAGUUCAACACACACAGCAUGAGCGUGGAUCAGGAUUUCCGUGACUUCUACUUCGAGGGCAGGUACGAAUUCACGGCGGACGGCUGUGCCACGGAUUGGAGCAUGAGGCGCCUCAAGGGCAGGAGUGGCAAUGCCUCGCUAUCGGCGUCCGAAUGCGCUCCGCUGAUUCAGCCGUGGCUGCUGGAACCGGAGUCUCCGGAGGGCUAUCUAGUGCUGAAGCUGAAGGGCUUCUGGAUGCCGACAGUGAUGAAUUCUGUCGCUCCGUGUCCCACCGAUGCCAGAAUCACGGUGUACUCGACAAACAAUCCGGGCAGUCAGCGCGAUUUGUGCCCCACGACUGGGAAUGACGUGGUGGCGUUCUCAGACGGUUGGGACAGUGCUUUCGAGUACAGUCCCGUGGAGUUGUCGCGCAGCCUCGUGGUGGAGUACAGAUCACCGUGGAAGUCGGGGAUUGACAACCUGGAGUAUAAAUUUGCUUGGAUGGAAGUGUUUCCGCCGAUUGAAUGCCAUCACAAGUGCACAGAAUUGCAGGCGUGCAUUGCACCUGAAUUGUGGUGCGAUGGUGUGAAUCACUGUCCAUCCGGACAGGACGAGAGCGCCGUGGAGUGUGACAUCAAUUUGCCCCUGUCGCCACUGUACGUGGGAAUCGCGGCGGCCACAUUCACGUUGCUGCUGUCGCUGACGGCGGGCCUGGCGGCGUGUGCGAAGCGCAAGAAGAUCGAGGUGAAGCAGCACUACGACGCUCACGGGGAUGUAAAUGGGCACUUCCCGCCCCACUUGGCGGCCCACCAUCAUCACCACCUGCCGCCGCACGCCCUGCCGCCCAUCUUCAUCGACACGCCGGCCAAGGACAGCUUCUGUUGACAGGAGAUCGAGACGUCCGUGUAGCUGCGAGGUGAGUGCGGAUCGCGCCAAGGGUUGUGAGUGAGUCAUGUGAAUACCAAAGAAGCAAUACGUACUCUGAGAAAAUCAAUAUCUGUGCUAGAUGGAUAUUUGACGAGAUCCUAUCCAAAUGCAUUGGACAAUUGGGGAAACACAUGUGGAGCUUUUUCUUGCGUUGGGGCGGCAGAGAGAGAGCCUAACAGUGGGGGGAGAGAGAGAGAGAGAGAGCGUGGAAAGGUUCACUCUCUCCCCAAAUCGACUGCCUAAUGACUCUCCUCUGACCCACAAUUUAUGGAGUAUUACAUAUGGUGCGAGCAUAAUUUUCUCAGGCUGCGAUGGAAGGGAAAAAAGAAGGGGUUGCACAUGAGAAAGACAAAUUAGUCGUAUAUUAAAGCUCAGCAUUUCACAAGUCACGUUUAGAUAUUUUUUUCUCUCCUCGCCUCGAGUGUGGAGGAGAGCGAGGGAAAUCCUCGACAGCACGCAUUUUCCUUUCAAUUUCGCCUCCCCCCCACCCGCCCUGAAGCCUGUUGGGGACUGCAAUACUAUGCUCAAGUUUCCCCAAUUUUUUUCCUCACACACGCCAAAAAAUGCCGAAAGCAGGCAGUGUAGAGGGCAAAGAAGAAAAAACAUGUGCGAGGAACUCAUAAGAAUAAGAACACAACGAAUAUUAACUAUUUGAACUUUUGUAAAUAAUAUAGAAAUACCAGACACUUGUAGUCUCGAGAGUGAUAAAUUUUACCGUGAACAUGAAAAAGAGAAGGAGAAUGUUUUGGGUGUAAAAAGUAUUAUUCCAUGGGAAUUCGAGGAAAUAAUUUUUCAUACAGUGUGACAUAAUUUCCACCUUUGUGUUUUUUUUGCCACACGCAAUUUCAGCAUUGCAGAGAGAAAGAGUCUGCAAGCGAGAAAUUAAGCAUGAGAGUCCCAACUUAAUAGACUGUUAAAUUAUCCCGGGCAAUUUAUAGUUAGCAAAAGCUCGCAAUUUUCUCUCCCCUGGAAAGACGGCAGAAAAUCAAUCUGCAGUUCUUCCUUCAUCUCAAGGUAUCGAAAUAAAUAAAUGAAAUAUUCAUAAUAUAAAUAUCAUGAGUGAGUGGAUAAGUGAAUUAUUAAUGGAUGAGUGAGGAGAAUAUAGAAGAGGAAUCAUUGUGCAGAUGAGACUCGCUGGCAUGAUUUCUACGCCCACAAAUACACUCAUGGCAAUCAUUUCGGGAGCGGAACGGCGUGGAGAAUAAUUAGGCAGUGAAGGAUGUAUUUUAUGGUAAUUUGUACUCAUUUCGAUAUAGUCUCGCGGUCUUCCUUAAGGUCUUUGUCUCAAUUUUCUUCUUAACUCUGCACUCUUUAAUCACGGCAAAGCCAAAGUCUCUAAUCGCACUGUUGCUGGAGUCUCACUUCUACGAACUACAAUCCGUUUUCCUAAUUUCGUUAUUGUCCUUUCGUGCUUCUGGAGAAGACAUCUUCCUCCCUUGGAAAGGAAGAUUUUCAAUCUGAGCUAAGUAGCUUCAAUGCUCCAAAAUUUUCGUCUUUUGUAACACUUUUUCCUUUCUCGACUCUUCUUUGGAUUCAUGAGAAAGAUUUUUAUGAAAAUGUUUGGCUUUUUCUUAAAACAACAGAAUUAUUAUUCGGUUUACUUAAAGUAAUCGCAUUAAUUUCUCAAGAAUUUCAAUUAUGUGUUUUAUUUUGAAGGCAAAUCUGCGUUUCCGAAAAUUUUUGCCACGAGUGUCGAAUAUUGUUUGGUAAAAAUCUAAUUCUGAAUUCCAUCGUGUGUUCAAUCAUCAGAAUUGUUGGCGUAAAUCACUCUUUUUCUCCUCUUCUUUCGAUCCCCUCCCAAAUAUUUUCUUUCCCACGGAAAAACAGAAUAAUUCAGAGGGCGAAGGAGGGUGGCAAAAAGCCGAGGCGAAAGAGUUGAUAUUGUGUGAUAAGAAUUGGCAAACUUUGGGGUGAGCAGAAGAAGAGAGUGAGAGAAAAAAGCACUUGAGGAUUCUCUCGGUCUAUUUAUUUUAUUAUAUUGUGUACAUGUUGGCUAUAAUAAAAUGGAGUGAAAUGAAUAAUAAAUAUAAAAGUAAAAUUGUAAUGAAUACUGAUAUAUUAUCAAGCUAUUUUUCACCAUCAAAGGCGAAAGAGAUUACAAGUGAGACAAGCGCGAUAAGUCAUAAGGCGAGAGCGUAGAAAAAUGAUAACAAUGUGAUGACAUUAUUUAGAAAGGAAAUUUCUACAAUUAACUCUUAAGGAAUGUGUGGCAAUUGAUAUUUUAUUUCCGCAUCUGAUGUGUUUGGAAGUCGUCAAAAUUUGUAAUUUGUGAGGAAAUUAAUCAAAAAAAAAUGGUGGUGGAUGAAGAACGGGAAUUAUUUCCUUGUUAAUUGUUUGUCUGAAAGUCGAGAGCGCAAAUUUGGCGGCGGGGGAAAAUGGGGUGGAAUAAUGCUGCAAUUAAGACCAUUUAAUGGGGUGAAAUAUGCAAAAAGAAAGGGUGCAGAUCGAAAAUGACUCGAUGGAGCUUCGCUUGGCUCAGCAAAAGGUGAAACGUCCCAUUUAAUUUCACACCAAAUCACAUUGCCAGGCACAAAACAGGGGUGAAAAGUUUCUUGGCUUUAAGCGAUGCGAUCGAACAUAAGAAGUUCUUGCGAUAACCGCUCUUGGCGCUAGUACCAAAAUGUUGUAUUUAGGAUUUUUCAAUUAUCACAAUGUCGUGAAGAACC